Bufo bufo (common toad) is the source of this 2995-nucleotide messenger RNA. RefSeq names its product lysosomal alpha-glucosidase-like. Gene Ontology annotation, molecular function: carbohydrate binding; alpha-1,4-glucosidase activity. The transcript is spliced from 20 exons. Gene Ontology annotation, cellular component: lysosomal membrane. The record is from RefSeq and is a predicted model, not a curated record. Lineage: Eukaryota; Metazoa; Chordata; Amphibia; Anura; Bufonidae. Gene Ontology annotation, biological process: lysosome organization; glycogen catabolic process. Bases 64 to 2736 code for a protein of 890 amino acids.
GUAAGCAGGUGUCAGAACAGGUGAAGAGAACAGGUCAGAACAGGUGAAGCUUGGAACGAAAGAAUGCUGGAUUUUUCUGAAGGAAGAAAGAAGUUUGUUUGUAAGAACACAACGUGGAGGCUAUAUUUGCUUCUACUACUUUGUACAGUAUGUUUUGGAGAAGACCCUGACCUUAUAAAAUGUCGUCUAGAACCUCCAAACCGAUUUGACUGUGCUCCAGAAAAGACUUUAAACCAAGAUGAAUGUGAAGCGCGUGGGUGCUGUUAUAUUAAAGAACCAGAACAUGAACAACCCUCAUGUUUUUUCCCUGUCAACUACCCAAGCUACAAAGCAGUCAACUUUACCCACACCGCAAAUGGAUAUUCUUUAUCACUUGUACGCACUACCAAAACUUUCAUGCCCAACGAUUUAAUGCUUCUGCAGCUUGAUGUUUUCUUCGAGACAGAUGACAGAAUGCAUUUCACUAUUAAGGAUCCUGCUAAAAAACGCUAUGAAGUUCCUAUUGAAAGACUGGGGUCGCAGGCUAAAAGUCUACCUACUAAUAUGCAGUAUGAUGUCAAAGUCAUCGCUGAUCCUUUUGGCUUGAGCAUCAGUCGGAAGAGUAAUGGGCAAAUCUUGUUAGAUACUACUGUGGCUCCAUUACUGUUUGCAGACCAGUUUAUUCAGAUGUCCACCCAUCUUUCUUCAAAAUAUAUAUAUGGACUGGGUGAACAUCUUACAUCAAUCAACCUGGAUCUUAACUGGAAAACCUUAACAUAUUGGAACAGAGACUUGAUACCUCGGAAAGAUGCGAACCUCUAUGGCACUCAUCCUUUCUAUGUUGCAAUGGAAAAUGAUGGGUUAGCUCAUGGUGUGUUUCUGCUCAACAGCAAUGCCAUGGAUAUCAUACUGCAGCCUGCUCCUGCCUUGACAUGGAGAACUACAGGAGGGAUUUUGGAUUUUUAUGUCUUUUUGGGUCCUGAGCCUCAAACAGUUCUCAAGCAAUACCAGGAGGUGGUUGGGCUUCCAUUUAUGCCUCCAUUUUGGGGCCUUGGAUUUCACCUCUGCCGCUGGGGGUACGCCACUUCCGACAUGACCCGAGAAGCCGUAAAAAAAAUGAAGGAAGCUAAAAUUCCUCUGGAGGUGCAAUGGAAUGACAUUGAUUAUAUGCACGCAUACCUAGAUUUCACUUAUGACCCAGACCGCUUUGGAGAUAUGCCAGAAAUGGUGAAUGAGUUCCAUCAAGAUGGAAUGAAGUACAUCUUAAUUGUGGAACCAGCUAUUGGCCUUACUAGCCCCAAAGGAAGUUAUCAACCUUAUGAAGAUGGACUGAAGAGAGGAGUUUAUGUCACUAAUGCAGAUGGCAAGCCACUUGUAGGCAAGGUUUGGCCGGGACCAACAGUGUUUGUUGACUUCACAAACCCAGAAGCACAUAAAUGGUGGUAUGAUAUGCUGAAGGAGUUUCAUGAUAAGGUGCCGUUUGAUGGAAUGUGGAUUGAUAUGAACGAACCAGCGAACAAUGUACAUGGAUCUGUAGAUGGCUGUCCGGAUGAUACACUAGAAAAUCCUCCAUAUGUCCCUAAGGUGGUAGGAGGUGUACUUCGAGAUACUACAAUCUGUGCCUCCAGCCAUCAACAUCUCUCAUCACACUACAACCUUCAUAAUAUGUAUGGGUUCUUUGAAGCCAUAGCAUCUCAUGAUGCUCUGAUAAGAAUUAGAGGAAAACGUCCCUUUGUGAUUUCUCGAUCCACGUUCGCCAGUCAUGGUCGAUAUGCAGGUCAUUGGACAGGGGAUGUAGAGAGCACCUGGGAACAGCUGUAUUACUCUAUACCUGCUAUACUACUGUUUAAUAUGUAUGGGGUUCCUUUAGUUGGAGCAGAUCUUUGUGGAUUUGUGGGUAAUGUAACAGAAGAACUUUGUGUGCGCUGGAGUCAGGUCGGUGCAUUUUAUCCAUUUAUGAGGAACCACAACACACUUUAUGCAACGGCACACGAGCCAUUUGCCUUUUGUAAAGAAUCUGUAAACGCCAUCAGAGCGGCUGUGUUAAAGCGUUACAUGAUGCUUCCCUAUCUGUACACUUUGUUCCACAAGGCUCACAUUUCAGGAGAUACUGUGGCAAGAGCACUUUUUGUAGAGUUUCCAUCUGACAGAAAUACCUGGACAAUUGAUCGCCAAUUUCUUUGGGGAGAAGCUUUAUAUAUCACUCCUGUCUUGGAAGAGGGGAAAACUGAAGUAAACGGAUAUUUUCCUGCUGGGGUGUGGUAUGAUCUGGUUUCGGGUGCUGGAUUUGAAAGUAAAGGAGAAUGGUUUACUCUUCCAGCACCUCUAGACACUAUAAAUUUGCACAUUAGAGGUGGCUACAUUAUACCGGCACAGGAGCCUGGAAUGACCACAAAAGAAUCACGAAAGAACAGUCUAUACCUCCUAGUAGCACUUACAGCAAGUGGAUUUUCCAAAGGGGACCUAUACUGGGAUGACGGAGACAGUUUAGACACAUAUCAGAAGGGAGAUUAUAGCAUGAUUCUCUUCAAGGCACAUAAUAAUGUUCUUCAGAAUGAGGUGAUGCAAAUAAAACCUGAAGCUGCAAAUCUGAAGCUAGAUUUUGUACAAGUGUUUGGUGUAAAGGCUACCCCUUCAAAAGUUCUGGUUAACGGUGUUGUCAGUGAGAAUUUCAAGUACUUGCCAGAAACCAAGCUUCUGAAUAUUGAGAAGCUUGCUCUACCAAUUGGAAAAAAGUUUGAAAUCAAAUGGUCUUAAGCUUGAAGAGGUGUCUGCAGCUAUGGAACAACUUCUUGGUGCUGGAUCUACAGGGUGUAGCAAAAGUCUGGAUUUUAAUUAGGAGGGAGGCUGCAUUAUGUGAUGAUAGGAAAUGUUUUCGGUUGCCAUUUUGAAAUCCGGCAUAUUGAAUUCAGAUCAGGUUUUUCAGGUGAGCGUAUGGCUCAUCUGAAAUGGCGCAUCCUACAGUGCUGUGAAGAGUGUUCAUGAAGAUUGGAUGCCAUUUUUAACCAUGUGCAUC